GGGCUGGGCGGCUCACCCGCAGCAGAGCUGGGCUGCAGCGUCGGGCUCGCGGUGCCGCCGGUGCUCCGAGCGUGCUCGCAGAGACGACUGUGUUCGUCGAGCCAUGGCAGCGGCAGCCCUCCCGCCUUGGUGCCCCCAGCUGAGGCUGCUGCUGCUGCUGGGGCUCUUGCUUCGGGCCGGUCCCGUGCAGCCCGACAGUAAGGUGUUCAGCAACCUGGACCAGGUACGGAUGACCUCGGAAGGCUCUGACUGCCGCUGCAAAUGCAUCAUGAGACCGCUGAGCAAGGAUGCAUGCAGCCGGGUACGAAGUGGGCGUGGGCAGGUAGAGGACUUCUACACUGUGGAGACGCUAAGUUCAGGGACUGACUGCCGCUGCUCCUGCACCGCUCCGCCUUCCUCGCUCAACCCCUGUGAGAAUGAGUGGAAGAUGGAAAAACUCAAGAAGCAGGCACCUGAGCUCUUCAAGCUGCAGUCUAUGGUGGAUCUCCUCGAGGGUGCCCUGUACAGUCUGGAUCUGAUGAAAGUACAUGCCUACAUCCACAAGGUGGCCUCCCAGAUGAACACACUGGAGGAGAACAUCAAGGCCAACCUGAGCCAGGAGAACGAGGGGAUGAAAAACAGCAUCCGUCACCUCAGCGAGCAGCUGAAGAGCUAUGAGAACCAGUCAGCCACCAUGAUGAGCAUUAAGAAGGAACUGUCCAGUCUGGGCCUCCAGCUGCUGCAGAGGGAUGCGGCUGCUGUCCCUGCCGCUGCCCCAGACUCGAGCCCUGACAGCAAGGCUCAGGACACUGCCGGAGGGCAAGGCAAAGACCUCGACAAAUAUGGCAGCACACAAAAGAGCUUCUCAGACAAGGGCCCCGCGAAGCCUCCCAAGGAGAAGCUGCUGAAGGUGGGCAAGCUGAGGCAGGAAAGCAUCAAGGGCCGGGUGCCCCACCCCACAGCCAGGCCACGCGCCCCUGCCCACCAGCGCGCUGUGGGCCGAGCCUUCACCUACUACAAGGCGGGCAGGCAGGAGGCCAAAAAAGAUGCACCGGAGGCCGCGGCUGAAUGUCUGGUAGACUCUUCCUUGAAGCAAGAAACCUGUAGGACUGUUCAGCAGUCAGUUUCCUACAACACCCUCAAGGGCACUUCCUGGCUGGAGAAAGUACCACCCAAGAUGGAGACCAAGCUUCCAGAGCCGAUCCCUGCCAAGCGAGAUGGAGUUACGCCACGGGCUUCAGAAGGAGCCAGCUUGGUCCCUGACGUCUCCACCUCCAUCCCGGCUCCUGUCACCACUCCCUGGCCCACCGAGCCAUCUCUGCAUCCAGAAAGCCUUAGCCAAGGCAGGGAGAACAGCUGUGAGGGUACCCUCAGAGCUGUGGACCCCCCUGUGAAGCACCACAGUUAUGGGCGCCAUGAAGGGGCUUGGAUGAAGGACCCUACAGCUCUAGAUGACAGGAUCUACGUCACCAACUACUACUAUGGAAACAGCCUGGUGGAAUUUCGAAACCUGGAAAAUUUCAAACAAGGUCGAUGGAGUAACAUGUACAAGCUACCCUACAACUGGAUCGGCACAGGCCAUGUGGUGUACCAGGGUGCCUUCUACUACAACCGUGCCUUCACCAAGAACAUCAUCAAAUACGACCUGCGCCAGCGCUUUGUGGCCUCCUGGGCACUGCUGCCUGAUGUAGUCUACGGGGACACCACACCCUGGAAGUGGCGUGGCCACUCAGACAUUGAUUUUGCUGUGGACGAGAGUGGUCUGUGGGUCAUCUACCCAGCUGUGGAUGAAGAUGGAACCCAGCAUGAGGUGAUUGUGUUGAGCCGCCUGGACCCUGGAGACCUCUCUGUGCACCAGGAGACCACGUGGAAGACACGGCUGAGGAGGAACUCCUAUGGGAACUGCUUCUUGGUGUGUGGCAUCCUGUACGCCGUGGAUACUUACAACCAGCAUGAAGGCCAGGUGGCCUAUGCCUUCGACACCCACACAGGCACUGAUGCUCACCCACGGUUGCCCUUCCUCAAUGAGUAUUCCUACACCACUCAAGUUGACUACAAUCCCAAGGAGCGGGUGCUCUAUGCCUGGGACAAUGGCCACCAGCUCACCUACACCCUCAGCUUCGUGGUCUGAAUGGGGGCCUGUGUUCACAGGGGAGGGCAGCAGAGGAGUAGGGGCUGUCCCUACCAACUCCUACAACCGAUAUCAAUAUCAGUUGGGGGUGUCCUGGGCUAGGUAUUGGCUUUGAUGGCAGCCAAGGCAGAGUGUUGUGCUGAGGGCUUUUCCUGCGUUUACCCUUUCGAUUCUCACUGCUUCUCCUGGAGGUAGAGAUCCUUAACCCGCUGAGCAGAGGAGGUGACUGAAGCCCAAAGGGGCAGCACCCAGUUGUAGUAAGGUAGGCUGUGUUAUCACAGUAGCCACGUCUUAUAGAUAAGAUGACCUCGCCCAGCUCUUGCCAUCUCCAGCACCCUUCCCAGGGCUCCACAAAGCCUGAGGUCUUUGGUACCUGUGCACUGACGUUCCACAGCUCCAGGCCCCUCUUCUGGUAACCUUGAGCGCCUCUUGACCUGUGGUCGUCCCCUGAGCUCCCCUGCUCUUUCUGACCACAGAACUUCCAGAAGUUCACUGUCACAACUCUGAAGCAAGCACAGGCUGGGUGGCUACUCCUUGCCCUCCCUGCACAUCCCUCAACAACCGAGAAGGGCUGGGCAGCUCAGCUCUGCAACAUAGGGUGCUGGCUCGAGCUCCCCCAUCUCAACUUCUGUAUCAGAGGCCUUGGUCUUGGCCACCUAGUAGGCCUUGACUCCUCCCGUAUCCUUUCCCAAAGCCUUGGGUCUCAGGUCCUUUGUGAACCUUCAAAGCUAGCGCUCAUACUCAGGGAUUGCUAGGAGUAAGGCCUUUGUCCCUGGAGAGGGUGGCCCCGAGAUGGAACCGGCUCCCUCUUCCUUGUCGAUCCUGAUCUGAUCAUCUGGUGGGCGGUCCAGCAGCCUGGGAAUCUGGGGGAGACAGCACAGAGGGGUUCAGAAGAGACCUUGGGGCCUUCUCUGGUUGCAGGGCGAAGCCAGGAGAUAGAAUCAGGAAAGGGGAGACUAGGGUCUCAGCACCGGGAUUUUCUUUGAGACAGGACUUGGGACUGUGGACAUGUGUCAGCUUCCCUGCGAUGGGGUUGGCGGCUGCCCUGGUACUGCUUGUCGCUCACGUGUCUCUACACACGCACAGCCCUGAGCACGCAACCUCUCGAGCCAGCAUACGGCUUCUUUUUAAAGCUGUAGAGAAGUCCUUUUGCCCAUCUCCUUGUUUUACCAAAGCAAAUACAGGUCUCAACAGUUCUAGGGUGGAGUCACACAGGCCAGGGCAUAGCUGAUCUCCUUUGGAAAAGCCCUGUACCCUCCCACCUGGGAGACAGCUCUGCCUGCAAAGAAAACAGACCCCAGCACUGGACCCUUCUCUGUGCCCUUGGCCGGCUCCUAGGACACCUGCUGUGGAAACCCAUUAUGAAAUCAAUCUCAGUGUGCAGCGCUGCAGAGGGAGAUUCAGACUCUGUGCAGACUUCAUUUCCUCCAGACAUUGUUGGGUGAUGUUCUGCUUAAGGAGUAACUCACCCCUGAAAUAAAGAGGGACAGUGACACCCAGCCCAGCCAGGUCUGACUUACAGUGGUAGCCACACCCAGCUCCCCCACCCAACUGACCACCACAAGUUCCCCUUCUGGCCUUGUCAGAGGACUUGGGACACACCCCUCCCCAGUGCCUGUGCACACCCUGACCUUUCCCUUGGCCCUGGGUGUGUGUAUUUUGUGAUGUCAUGGCCCAGCCAUGUGAGAGGUGCUCAGGCCACAGCAGCAGUCUAGGGAACAGGAACACUAGAUACAUUGGUUUGAAGAGUAAACAUGUGACAUAGUUUCCAGGGGUGGGACACAAGGCCAGCCCUCGUCCCCAACCCUCCUUCAGGUCCCUCCUUCUGUCUUCAGGCUUUUGUGUGUUGUAUGGUAAAUACAGUUCAUUUCCUCAUUUAUAAAUAGUCACAGUGGGUCCCAGAUGAGUCACUUGUCACAUAGUCUGGAAAUGGAAGACCCAGGUUUCCCAAUCAGGUCACCUGUCACUGUUACCUGAGAACCAUCCGUGUGUUCUACAUACUGUUGAAAGUAGACUAUAAGUACACCUGCCCAUGGCAAGGCAAACAUAAUACACAGGCGUUUACCUAAGACCACAGAGCAGGAUAGCCUGUGGCAGAACUAGGGGUUCAAGGCUGCUCAGAUCAUGUUUUUUGCCAUCUUUAUGUUGACAACAAACUCCGGAAGUGCUGAUAGUUGACAGUCAUUCAAGAUAGCCAUGGGAAAAGUCCCCUGAAAGGCCAGCUUUGAAUGCCAAGCCAAGGAGUGGACACACCUAGUCAAGUCUAGAACAAAAUGGUAUAAACUAACAGAGUCAAGGACAUUCCUUCUUUGGAUUUGUUUAUUUAUUAUAUAUAUAGUUAUGCCUGCAGGUCAGAAAGGGCACCAGGUCUCAUUACAAAGCAAAUCUGGCUCCACUACCACAUACACACACACACACACACACACACACACACACACACACACACACACACACACACACACACAGACACCGUCACACAUUCAUACGCACACCACUCAUGCAUAUUCCUUGGUGCAUUGUGCCAGGCAAUGGGUACUUCAUAGGAGGUGAGGUCUGGACUAUGUAGAACUGACCUCCUUAUGAAGGCAAAAGUGUCUGAACAACCAACUCUUCAGGUGAAGGAGCUUCGGCUUGCAUCGCUGACUCCUCUCCAGAGAUUGCCAGGCUUUGAAUGGGUGUUGGAUCACUGAGCCCCUCAAACCCCUUAGCCUUUGAAUCUAAUCCACUCUUCAGGGGGGGAAGGAAGGGAACAGCACGAAAGACACAACGGGGGGCUCCUGUAGAUGAUAUUCUUCCUCGGCAUCAGAGAAGCUUUGCGGUGUAGGGCAAGACACUGUGUAGGAGCCGGGCGUUGGUGGCGCACGCCUUUAAUCCCAGCACUCGGGAGGUAGAGGCAGGCGGAUCUCUGUGAGUUCGAGGCCAGCCUGGUCUAUAAGAGCUAGUUCUGGGACAGCCUCCAAAGCCACAGAGAAACCCUGUCUCGAAAAACCAAAAACAAAAGACACUGUGGCUGUCAGAGAGUCCUAGGUGCAGUGGAUGCCUCUCCCAUGCUCCCCUUCCCUCAGGCUGGAUAGGGGUCUUAGGUGCCCUGAGACAGCUGGGACCAAGACUUGGUGACGACAGAGGAGUUCAGGAGAUCCCCCAGCACCUUCCGGAAUUGGAAGUCACCUCGGCUUGUCUCACCACUCCCUCUAGAACUCCCAAGCUCUCUCUCACAGGCUGUGAGCCUCAAGUUUGGAGGAGCUGCACAAUGUACUCAGGGCCAGCAUUCACAGGUGAGAUAGGAACGAGGUCUCUUUAAACCAGAAUCCCCAACUAACUGUUCGAACUAGCCAUGCUUUUUUCUUGGCUUGGGCCAAUAGGAAACUCAAGAAAGUUUGAGAUCAUUUUAAACAUUUUUAUGGAGUUUAACCAACUUCAUUCUAGCCUUUCGUAUGUACUUUUACCCUGAUUUAUUUUCAUUCUACUGUAUUAAAUCUAUUUUAUUAAGGUUCCACAAUAUCUCUUUGCAACAGAGCAGCAUAUACAUAAAACACACACACACACACACACACACACAAAACACCGUGACUACAGGUGAAUGUGGUACACAUGUCUUUGAUCCUUGCACUUGGGAGGCAGAGGCAGGAGGAUUUCCGAGUUUGAGAUCACCCUGGUCUAUAAAGCAAGUUCCAGGACAUCCAGAGUUACACAGAGAAACCCUGUCUCAAAACAACAAUUGAAAAAGAAGCCUGAAAGCUUGAUUUAAAGUCUUAAGUUGUUGUGAACUACAACUGGGGGUGUAGCUUCGCAGCACACCGCUGCUUACAGCAUAUAUGAGGGCCUGGGGUUAUUCCCAGCCUCACACAAGAAGGAAGCAAGCAUUUCUGGGUCUGUGUCCUUGUAUCAUGUAUAUGUAUUUAAUAACUUUUCUCAAACUUG
Mesocricetus auratus (golden hamster) is the source of this 6031-nucleotide messenger RNA. It is a transcript of the gene Olfml2a, whose product is annotated as olfactomedin like 2A. The record is from RefSeq and is a predicted model, not a curated record. NCBI's taxonomy places the organism in Eukaryota, Metazoa, Chordata, Mammalia, Rodentia, Cricetidae. The transcript has 9 exons. Gene Ontology annotation, biological process: signal transduction. The coding region runs from base 104 to 2110 and encodes 668 amino acids.